Molecule: messenger RNA, 1568 nt
Organism: Pocillopora meandrina
Lineage: Eukaryota; Metazoa; Cnidaria; Anthozoa; Scleractinia; Pocilloporidae
Source: the annotation of a GenBank genome assembly
AUGGAUAUUUGCACUUCAUGGUCCCACUCUCUGUUAAGAACAUUUAUUGACGUUCUUCAUAUGUUUCCAGACACACCUGUUAAGCUAUUAAAAGAAGUCUUUGAAGCUUUACAGUUAUGUGACGUGAUUGAUUUACUGGAAGAAGGAAAACCACGAGCCACAAGAUCGCUGCGACCCGCUCUUCGUUUACAAGAAAUGGAGAAAUUAAGGAAUCCAGAUGAUCGUCCCACAUCUUAUCACAGCAGUGCAGCUGUUCUGAUUAUCGAAAGUCAGGAGACUUGCGACACUGAGGGGAUUGAGAAGUUUUUUAAAGUUCUUAACGCUAAGAGCGAGGUAACUAUGAUGAGCUGCAGAAACGUUCUUGAAGAAGCUAGGGAAGGGUCUUACGAUCAGUUCAUGUGGAAUCAUGACUUUGCAGUGCUUUGGAUAGGGAUAGAAACACAGAAAGAGAGAUAAGGAAGGCGGAUAGGAGCUUAGAGAGAGAGUUGGACAAAUAGAGAUCGACUUAUUCAGAAGUCAUACAGAGUUGGAUAUCCAAUCAAGGUUGGUGAAAAUGUAGAAACGGAAAUUGACCUAACAAAGAACGCGGUUGUGGUGGUAUGUGUACAUACCACGAAACUGACACCAAUUUGAUAGUUAAGCUAAAGCUAGACCGGCGUGUUCUUCACUACAGGUUUAUGGUAGGUGCAUAAUUUAUUGUUGAUUUAUAACACUUGAGGGCAUAAGCAACAAUUUUGUUGGUGCCAAAAACGUAGUCUAGAACGGUAUUAUAGUUACAUUUUGCACUAUGAGAUCCUCGCCUAAAGGUUAACAAGUUUCUUUGAGGAUUUAAGACUUAACACUAUGGUCUAAGAAUCGAUAAAAAUCACCAGGAACUGGGGAACAUUUACCAUGCAGAACAGAAGUCCUUUUAGCGUAUCCAGGCAAGGAGAGUUAAGCGCGAGACAAGCACAAAAUGGAAGACACGCGCGAGAGGAGGCGCGAGUCACGUACUCCUCCUCUCGCGUGCGACUCACCCUACGCGCUCUCCUUGCUUUCACCUUGUAUUUGUCUCCGCUCGCUGGAAAAACAUUUAAGAAUAACGCCUGCUCUUCAGGUGAGGGAACAAGUAGGCGGUCAUGAUAAAUAUUGAGAUAUACUUCCUAUUAACAUAGAUUAUCUUGUGGUCUUAUGUUUGUUUGUAAAUCUUUGAUUGUUAACUGUAAUUCUAAAAUGCAAUUUUACAUUUUGCGUUCGUUUUAAAUUUAUCCUCAGACAACUUCUCAUUAUUUGCUGUAUUUUUCAUCCUCCCUCCGGGCAUUAAACGGUAUCCAGCAGUGAUAUCCCUAUUUGACUCUGUAAAGGAGAGGUUGGUCACCUCAUUUCCCACAAAAUUGAAAUUGAUCAUCCAUCCUAAAUUAUGGAUUCCAAGAACUUGGCCGCACGAAGAGCUUGUUGAGGUGUCUGCUUCUUUUGGAGGUGACGAUUUCCUAACUUGGAUGCUAGAGAUUUUUACCAAACGCUGGCAAACGAUGGACCUGAUAUCAAUGAUGAGAGAAUUAAAGAGGUCUUUCGCAGAAAAGCGUUUG